GGAGUGAUCGGGAAAAAGUGUUUGUGUGGCAGUCAAGAUGAUCCGGAGAGGAGGGGGCAGAGCGCCUCCCGUUAUUUUGAUAGGCCUGCUGGUUGUGCUGGUUAUUCUUGGCUUCAACUACUGGCUACUCUCUUCACAAAAUGCCGACUUACAACAGGAACUGGAGAAACUGCAGGCCGAGGUUAAAAUCAGUGCAGUGAAACAAGAUCAGUCUGAGAAGAAGAAUGCAGCAUUGCAGGAGACUGUACAUGAGAUGGAUGAAAUUGCAGACAAGUUGAAAAAGAGAGUCCAGGAGGAGGAGGAUGCCAUCAAGACUCGAGACCAGGAUGGACAGAAGAAGGAUUACGAGAUUACCUCACUCAAGAACAAAAUUGUUGUUCUCCAAGAGCAGAUUAACACAGUGAAGCAGCAAGUGGAGGAACAGGAGGUGGAGUUGGCCAAAGCAAGGGAGACCAACACCCGCCUUGUAACAGAGCGAGAUGCAGCAGUGGAGGCUGUUGGGGAGAAGGACACACAGAUCAAUGCACUCAAGAUACAACUGGAGCAGGAGAAAACGGUGAAGGGCACAUUGCAGUACUCCAUUAGUGACCUGAAGAAGAAGGUGACGCAGACUUUUGGUGACCUAUCUGAGUGCCAAGACAAAGUGGCAGAGCUUGAAGGGAAGAAUAAGGGACACGAGGAACAGAACCAAAAGGUACAGGAAGAGUUGGCAGCCCACCAGAGGGAGCAGGCUGCUGUGGUUGUGCCUGAAGCUGUUCCUGGAGCAAUGAAUAUUCCUGGUAUAGAUAAAAAAGAGGCAUACUUUGGCCCAGGCCAGCUGGGGUAUGUCCCCCGGGCAGCUGUGAGGACGCUGGACAAGGGCUUGCAGGGCAUCAACUUCCACAGGGGCCUCCCUAUUCUACCUAGGGAUCCCCCUGGUGCCCCCCGUCCCAAGCCCAGAUUCAGUGUGGGUGCAGGUGGCCAAAAUGCUCCGCCAGGAGGCCAAGGAGUCGUGCCCCAGCCACCUGCUGCCGAGGUGAAAGCAGCACCUGUAGCAGAAUUACAGAAACCCCUGAUUCAACCUGCAGUGGGCCAGUACCUCCAUCCCAUCGCUGGCCACCAGCAUUACCAGGCCCUUGCCAAACCCCGCUAUGCCCUGCCCCAGGAGAUGAGGUUCCUCCCCCACCCACGCCUGGACCCCAUUGCAGGCCCUGGUGUGGUAGAGCGGCCAGCAGCUCCCGUGGAUGCCAACAAUCAGGCCCUUGCUCCACCUGCCAAUGUGGUGCAGCAAGACCCCCACAAUGAAGUGCUUGCCCCACCACCAGCCCAGGGUGAUAAUUUAGAAGGCAGAAAGGACAAUGGAAAUUUAUUUGAGCCACAUAGAUCGGCAGCAGUGAUAGCAAAGCCAGGCUCACUGCAAGGCAAAGCUGCAUUGCCAGGGCAAGAUGAAAUGGCAGUGGGCUUGCACCACGGCCAGGCGGAAGCAGAGGACAAGAAUGAUGCCCAAGAGCAAUUAGAUGAACCACUGCAGCCCCUACACAGCCAUGGUGAAGUGGAGGGUGAGGACCACAACAAUGCCCUAGAGCAGGAGGAGGAUGAGGACAACCUUGAUGCAGCAGUUGAUGACGAGAAUGCAGCGGCAGCAGUGAAUGACUUGACGUAUGACCAAGACGAAGAAGGGAAUGAUGUGCGGCAGCGACAGCGACGACAGGACAGAGGUGAUGGUGGUGGAAGAGAAGGUGAAGGAGGAGGAGGAGGAGGAGGAGGAGGAGUGGGGGUACGGGCAAGAGAGGAAGACGUGGAAGAGGAAGAAGAGGAAGAGGAGGAGGAAGAGGGUGCUCUAAUGCUUCCCAGGGUUUACCAGCAGGAGAAUCUUGUUGGGGCCCCAUCACCGUCAUUUAGGAGAUGCUUUGCCAGUUGGGUUCGUGAAGCUGGAUGACUUGCCCCCUAACCCUCAUGAACAUCGGCAAAUUAGGCUCGGCUGAUUAUUUUCUUGUUGUCCCUCCUGUCCCCUUCCAUCUCUCUUCAUUCUCUUCCUCUCACUAUCUGUCAUUUGUAUUGGUUAAAACGUAAUAUGUAUCAUCCAUAAUUUCCUUUUUAUUACUUGUGUUUUCUUUUUUUCUUCUUUUUUUUUUUCUUUCUGUCUGUUCUCCAUUUAAUUUUGUUUUCCUUCUCAUUUUAUCAAAGACUUCAACUUCUUCCUUCAUGUGUGGAUCCAUGUAUCACUUAUCUUUAUUUUGACGACUGUUGUUAUUAUUAUUAUUAUUAUCAUUACUUUUUGUACAGAGUAUAUUUAUAUGCAGAAAAUGCUCUCUCUCUUAAAACCCCUCCUGCCCAUCACUGUGUGGCUGUCUCAGAUUUAUACUAUAUACUGUGUGAAAUUUUGAUAAUGUGUGUCUGUUGUGUGUGUUUUAGUAAUCAUUGAAUGAUUAUAAGCAUGUACAUGUUGGUGGGUGUGUGUGCACAGCUGCAAGCCUUUUUAUCAUUAGGAGUGGUGGUGGCGUGUGUGUGUGUGUACCUAUUAUGGUGUCUUUUGUAUUUUUGAAUGUAUGGUUGGUGGUGAGUUGUAUUGUGCUGUGUUGUGUUACUCAGAAUUAUGGUGCCGUGAUAGCAUUGCUUGCCUUUGUGUUUGAAAUGUUUGGUGACCAUAAUUGUAACAAUAGCAACAGUGGUAAAUAUAUAUGUUAAAAAUUCAACAAUUGCCAUACUACAAGUCAAACAGAAUAUUUUUUGCAGUUGAAAUUACUCCAGGGCUUAAUUUGAUAAUAGCAGAAUUAAUUCACAAAGCACAACAUUUUGGUUUAAGAACUAUGUUUGGUGAUGCCUUCUUGAUUAGAGUGACUCAAGAAGUUAUAGGAAAUUAAACCUACAGCUGUAAGCCUUCUUUGAUUUUAUACUUGGCAAUGGAAUGCACAACUUGGGCUUAUAUGAGUGAGAUUACAUUGCUCAGAUAGUUAAGUAGAAGUAGUAGUCCCUUAGAUGAGCAAGGUAGUGAUAAGAUAGAAUGGCUUAGUAACAGUAUUUUUGCAUGUAUUGAUAGCCAGUCGUCUGUGUAGCGUUUUUUUUUUUUUUUUUUUUUUUUUAAUACUUGCACAGAAUACAUCACUAAAAUGCCCAAGGUUUCUUUAAUAAGAAAUGCUGGUUGAAUCUUAUCAUGAAGAUUCAUGCUCUUUUCAGCAGUGAAAUUAUAGAGAAAUCAAUAGAGAAAGCAGGGAAGAAGAUAGCUUAUGAGACAAGAGUAAAUGAGGAAUAUUGAAUUGUAAUUAUUUCUUGUGUGUAUAUAUAUAUAUAUAUAUAUUUUGAACCUUAUGACUUGAUCAGGUUUCAAAUUUCUAUAAUUUGAGUUUGUAUGGUGUGUGUGUGUGUGUGUGUGUGUGUGUGUGUGUGUGUGUGUGUGUGUGUGUGUGUGUGUACAUGGUCAUGUGAAUCUUCAUAUUGUGUUUGAGAUUACAUACAAAAAAGUUACUGCCCUGGAAAAUGAUGUGCUGAGCUGCUGUAUGAAUCUACAGACAGCGAAAGUUUCUCAGAUAUGCAGACUUGCUUGUGAGGGAAGGGUCCCAUCUGAUAGAAAUGGAUAAAAUAAUACAAUAAAACAAAAUCUAAUUAGGUUGAAAGAACUAAAUUCUUUGAAAUAGUAUGCAUAUAUUGUUUCAAAUUCUCACAUUCUGAUAUGUUUUUAAUUUUGAAAAUUUAGCUUUAUUAUUGUUAUAUCCAUUACCUUGAUAACAUUGUUAUUAUAUUAUUUUUAUUAUUAUUAUUAUUAUUAUUAUUAUUAUUUUAUUAUUAUUAUUAUUAUUAUUAUUAUUAUUAUUAUUAUUAUUAUUAUUAUUAUUAUUAUUAUUAUUAUUAUCAUCAUCAUCAUCAUCACUUGUUAGUUACCAUUACAUUGUUUUUACAUUAUGUGUUAUCUUGAAUGCAAGAUAUGAAUAUGAACAUAAAUGAGAAAUACAUGUUGCUGUGAUUUAUGAGCAAAUAUUAUUGUUGUAUUUUAUUGAUAUGCUGCAUAUGUGGACAAUUUAGUUUAGAAUUUCUCUAGAAUUUGUAAAAUCCAAGUGGAGCUCUCUCUCUCUCUCUCUCUCUCUCUCUCUCUCUCUCUCUCUCUCUCUCUCUCUCUCUCUCUCUCUCUCUCUCUCUCUCUCUCUCUCUCUCUCUCUCUCUCUCUCUCUCUCUCUCUCUCUCUCUCUCUCUCUCUUGCACUUUACAGUCUCAUGUGGAUGUUGGGCCUCUAUGGGUACUUUGCCAGAUAUUUUCAGCAUAGAACAACAAUGAUAUACAAGAUUUGUAUGAUAGAAAAUAUUAUUUAUGAAUAUUUGUUUGUGUUGGUUGAAUUAGUUCCUUGUGUGGGAUGCAUAUAGAAUCAUGUCUUUGUCACAUUUUAACCUGUUUUAUACCAGAUAUGAUGCACUGUAGUUGUAGGUUUAGACAGGACAACAUUAUGUACAUGUAUCACACAUUUAAAAAGAUAUUGUAAGUUUUAGAGCUGAGACUUAAUUUUCUUCAUUCCAUAUUUUUUCUACGUAUCUAAAAUUAGAUGCACAUACAUUUUUUGCAUAAAUAUAUUGACAACAUUUUAUUUCUUUUACAUAUGAGAAAAAAUUUGGAAGCUUUAGGCAUGACGCACACCAUAUUCCCCUCUCUCAUUAUGUUAUGAAAGAUCAUAAGACAGACCUCAUGACACUUAGAGCACUCUACACAUAUAAUAUAUACAUGCUGAUCUUUAGUAACUGGUGCCCACACCUUCAUACAAAUGCACAGAUCAUUAAGAGCUAAUAUCAAUACAAAACAGUUAUCCCAGAGAGAUCUAUUAUAUCUGACCUCUUUUUCUCUGCAUGAACUACAGCAUUUGUGAUUAGUAACUAUUUUUAUCAGUUCUUUAAACAUCUGAAAACAACACAUUUAUCAUGAUAUGUGAUCAUAAAAUGUGAAUCUUAAAGCUUUUUUUUUUUUUUUUUUUUAUGAAAUUUCUUACAACUGAAGCUUUUUCCUUUUAUUUGUGUCCACUAUGCUACAGUAAAAGUCCUGUGUUUCGGCAUGUAUAAGAUUAGACAGGUGCUGAAACAUAGAAUAUGCUGAAAUAUCAGAUGCAAAUUUCAUCAAACAUAUUAGCAAUGAAUAAAUGAAGACAGGCUACUAUUUAUUUAUUUGCAAAAAACACAAACAAAUGUCUCCAAGGCAACAAUAUACAUAUGUAAAUCUAAUGUAAGAUGUAGAACUAGAUUGUAGUCUAAUUCUACUGCUGUGGAGUGCGAGGGUCCGCUGGCAGUUUUGAAUGAUGCUAUCUGCAGAUUCGGGCCUGCAAGUAAAAAACAAAUGCAUUCUAGAAUGUAUUAUAUUUUAUCAACCAUGUGCACUAAAGUGUAUAUAUUAUGGUGCUGUAAAACCACAGUAAUGUGUGUCACUAUUCCCUUGCCUGUGCUCAUGAAUGCAAUCGUUCACAAAGAAAGUGGGAAGACAAACAUGGUGGCAUAAACAUAAUAGACUCAUUUUUUUCUUUUUUUAUGUGCCUGUUGUGCUUUGGAUCACUAAUACUCCUUUCCUCUUUUUCUCAAUCUAGUACUUUAUUCAUAGACUCCAAGUUUAUACUAAAAAUAUUCUCAUAUACACCACUUAAACCAUUGUAUCCAUGCGUGCUAUAGCUAGCAGGUAGAGCCUACACUUUACAGCAGAUGAUUGCAGCACUCUGGCACCAUUUUUUAAUUUCCCACAUGCCAAUACUUUUUGGAAAGUGCUGAAAGGUCAGAUAACUUUUGGAAUGGGACUAUUGUGCAAAAAUGCUGAAACCAGAUUUUCUGAAACAUUGGAUGACGAAAGACAGGACUUUUGCUGUAUAUAGACUAUGUCAGGAUGAGAGUCACAUGUCUCUGAGAGAUCUCAGUUUAUCCCUAAUGUUAGUACAGAAAUAACAUGUCCAACUUGCACAAGGAGGAGCCUCAAGUCUUGAACAAGAUAUCAUAUACUAUUGCACCAGGUGUGAACCAUCACCUAAUAUUUAAGUAUGCUUGCUUAAAAGGAAUGACAAAAAUCUGUUCAAGAUUGCCACUGAACAUUCAUCAUACUUAUUUUUCCACAAAUUUUUCACUUGAAGAAACAAGGUUUCAUCUCUAUCUUGCUAUAUAAGUGUCACGACUGUUUUUAUCAAUGGUUGGUUCACUACUUAAAGUGUGUUUAAUUCUAGCUGCAGCACAAACUUCUUUAAUAAUUUUACACUGUAUGAAAUAUAUAUAUAUAUAUAUAUAUAUAUAUAUAUAUAUAUAUAUAUAUAUAUAUAUAUAUAUAUAUAUAUAUAUAUAUAUAUAUAUAUAUAUAUAUAUAUAUAUAUAUUGGAGAAUUAUGUAUGAUUUAUCUUUGCACCUUUAUUUAUUUUGAUGGAACACUAAUCUGUUAUUUAUGUACUGGUUAGAGUCAAAUUGUCAGGGUUUCAGACACAAUUAGUCUACUGAUGUACUUAUGAGCAGCUGCUGUUGGCACCCCAUUGCUUCUUGUCAUGGGUGUGGAGGAAACAUGUGGGAAAGGUGAUGGUUAUGCUUGACUCCUAUAUUGCACCAUAUAAGACAAGAAUGGGAAUUAUUAUGAGUCAUGCACACAGAAAAAAACAUUAGUUUCAUAUCAGUUUAUAGUAAUUAAUAAAACUUGUGUGAUAGUGUUGAAAGAUCUGUUUGUGUUAUGCAUGUAUUAGAAUAAUGUGCACACACACACACACACACACACACACACAUACCAUAUACAUAUAUCAUUGUGAUUCAGCUGGAGACAUAGCUGGUUUUGUGACAUAGGAAAAUUGUGGAGCAAUUGAGGCAACCAGUAAACUGAGGCUUGUAGGUCUCAGCAGUGUCAACACUCAUAACUUGGGGUGCUGUAAGGGACCCAUCAUUAUCAUUAAGCAAGCAGGACGAACCUUGAUGCACAAAAGGAUAUUAAGAAUAAAUAAAUGAUGCAAUAAGUAAACAAACUAGUUAAGAGUAAUAAGUCUGGAAUGCAACUCUGUGAACCUGCUGGGCCAUUAAGUGUUAUACCUCCAUUGUGCUCCUGCAGGGCCAUAUGUGAAGUGUUGGGGUUGUGUGGGCUGCCUAGGCAUGAGCUUGUCUUUUUCAUGCCCAUUUCAUGAUGUCAAGAAGGGACACACCCUAUGUGAAUGUAUUGUGCUAUGCAUCACUGUUGGUUGUUUUGUAUUUUGAUUAUGAAUGAGUGUUAGAAGUGUGUGUGUGUGUGUGUGUGUGUGUGUGUGUGUGUGUGUGUGUGUGUGUGUGUUUGUGUGUGUGUACCUAGUUGUAAUUUACAGGGCCUGAGCUAUGUUCGUGUGGUCCCAUCUCCAUAUCUACACUUGUCCAGUUUUUUCUUAAAGUUGUGCACACUUGUUGCUGAUAAUACAUUCUCACUGAGCUUGUUCCAAACUCCUAUACUUCUCUGUGGGAACUGUAUUUCUUUAUAUCACUCAAGCAUCUUUUUUGUAGUUUUUCAUAGUCCUCCUCCUCCUCCUCCUCUUCCUCUAGUGUGCAGGGUGUAGAAUACUUGUGUUUCCAGUAUCAUAAUGGCCUAGAAAAAAAAUUCUGAUACUACUGCUUCUUUCCUUUUUUUUUUUUCUAUGUUGUGGAAAUGAAUUUCAUAAUUGUGUACAUCAUGAGUUGUAGAUAGUUGUGUAAAUUACAUGUUACAUCAUAGUUUUUUGUAAUUAUCAUUUCCAUUUUAAUGGUUUGGCUAUCUGCUUAAUCAGUUGUUUUCUGAUUUUAAUCUUGGUUGCUUGUUUGCUAUUUCAUCUGAACCUUUUCACUCUUGAAUUUUUAAUUAAUUUACUUGUGUGCAAAGGAGACAAUUUGUCAUUCAUCCUACUUGUUUAUUUUGUUGGGUAUAUGAACUUACAACAUUCCACAACCUUCUCAGUUAUGUCUGUGUGUACCUGUAUUGUGCAGAUCUAGAUUCUAGGUAUAUAGCAGUGUGUGUGUGUGUGUGUGUGUGUGUGUGUGUGUGUGUGUGUGUGUGUGUGUGUGUGUGUGUGUGUGUAUACUUUGAAAAGAGAUAAGUAGGCUUAGAAGUUUCACUGUAUGUAAAAUUAUGUUCUUUAAACAACAGUGAAUCAGAAACUGUCCAGUUUUGUUGUUAUUUCAUCAUAGUCUUUGUCACCACUACAUCCAUGCAAACUGUGUGUGUGUGUGUGUGUGUGUGUGUGUGUGUGUGUGUGUGUGUGUGUGUGUGUGUGUGUGUGUGUGUGUGUGUGUGUUCCAGAGCGCUCAGUUAUGUGGAUAUAGCUCUUGAUUGGAGUUCAGUUGCUUAUGUUGUAUGUAUCUUGUUUCUUAGGGUAAUAUGCAAUUGAUGUUUUGAUGCUGUGUAAAAUAGUUGCUUUUUGGUGGGGCUAUUAUUAUCAUGUGUGUGUGUGUGUGUGUGUGUGUGUGUGUGUGUGUGUGUGUGUGUGUGUGUGUGUGUGUGUUCUAUUAAUUGAUUGUAUGUAGUUCUUAAGAGUUUUCUGCAACUGUGUGUUACUUCAUAAGCAAACUAUGUACUAUACAUGCAACAUGUAUACUUACUCCAUAUGUGUGUGUGUGUGUGUGUGUGUGUGUGUGUGUGUGUGUGUGUGAAAGAAAGCAAAAGUCUAGAAAAUACAUUUAUGCAGUACCUAUACACAUUGAAAAAGAGUAUAUAUAUAUAUAAAAUGAUAAAACUUGUGGAUAUAUUUUCUCAUGUAGUUGGGGUUUUUGAUUACGCACACAUGGGAUCAUGGUUGUCUGUAUAGCUGAGCAGAAUUUGGCAGCAACACACCUUGUAAUGUGCACAAGAGCGGUGGUGAGAGCCCAUGCAGCAGCCCUACACCCUAGAGAUAAGUGUCUUAGUAGCAGAAGCAGCAGCAUGUACAGUUUGUUACGAUACUGGUGAUCAUGAAUAAAGUGGUGCUCAGUU
This is a messenger RNA of Scylla paramamosain (green mud crab), 8868 nucleotides long. RefSeq names its product ABC transporter F family member 4-like. The coding region runs from base 38 to 1918 and encodes 626 amino acids. NCBI's taxonomy places the organism in Eukaryota, Metazoa, Arthropoda, Malacostraca, Decapoda, Portunidae. The record is from RefSeq and is a predicted model, not a curated record. The transcript is spliced from 11 exons.